Schistocerca cancellata (South American locust) is the source of this 2101-nucleotide messenger RNA. RefSeq lists its product as uncharacterized. Lineage: Eukaryota; Metazoa; Arthropoda; Insecta; Orthoptera; Acrididae. The transcript is spliced from 11 exons. The coding region runs from base 1 to 1992 and encodes 663 amino acids. The record is from RefSeq and is a predicted model, not a curated record.
AUGCGUAAAUACGCGCACGUCGAAGCCUGCCGCAUCACAUUGUGGUCCACAGCCGGCAAGAUGCGCUUCUUCCUGCUGUUCGCUGUUGUCAUUGGCAUCGCCUGCGGCGCAGCGGUGCCCAAGGCGCCCAAGCAUGAGACAGUCCAGCGGUUCCCGGCCCACCGAUCCAGCCGCAACCUCCAAGAUGACCUGAACGACUUCCUGGCCCUCAUCCCCGUCGACGAAAUCGUCAACAUCGUCCUCAACUACGUCGCCAACGACGCUGAGGUGCAGGCCGCCCUCCAGUACCUCAUGUCUGACGAGUUCGAGAGCAUCGUCGUCUACGUCGACCAGCAGCCCGAGCUGUACGAUCUGCUCAACUUCCUCGAGGACUCAGGCCUUGACCCCUACGGCUUCCUCAACAUGAUCCACGACUUCCUGGGCAUACCUCAGAUUUCGAAACCCGCCAGCCGAAUGAGGAGGAGCAGCAGGAGCCUCAAGUCCAUGCUCGAUGAGAUCCUCGCCAUCCUCCCAGUCGACGAGCUGAAGGCUCUCUACAACGAGAAGCUGGAGACCAGCCCUGACUUUGCUGAACUCAUCAACAGGCUCAGCUCGGACGAGUUCCACCAACUGGUGUUGCGCGUUUUGGAGCUGGACGCUGUGCAGAACUUGAUCCAGAUGCUGAGGGACGCCGGUAUCGAUGUGGACGCCAUCAUGGACUUCAUCCGCAAUCUCUUCGGCUGGGCUGACUCCGGCUCCUUGAAACUGAAGCCAAUCCGAGGUGCAAAGAUGAUCCAACGUUUCCCAGCAAAAAAAUCCAGCCGCAACCUCCAAGAUGACCUGAACGACUUCCUGGCCCUCAUCCCCGUCGACGAAAUCGUCAACAUCGUCCUCAACUACGUCGCCAACGACGCUGAGGUGCAGGCCGCCCUCCAGUACCUCAUGUCUGACGAGUUCGAGAGCAUCGUCGUCUACGUCGACCAGCAGCCCGAGCUGUACGAUCUGCUCAACUUCCUCGAGGACUCAGGCCUUGACCCCUACGGCUUCCUCAACAUGAUCCACGACUUCCUGGGCAUACCUCAGAUUUCGAAACCCGCCAGCCGAAUGAGGAGGAGCAGCAGGAGCCUCAAGUCCAUGCUCGAUGAGAUCCUCGCCAUCCUCCCAGUCGACGAGCUGAAGGCUCUCUACAACGAGAAGCUGGAGACCAGCCCUGACUUUGCUGAACUCAUCAACAGGCUCAGCUCGGACGAGUUCCACCAACUGGUGUUGCGCGUUUUGGAGCUGGACGCUGUGCAGAACUUGAUCCAGAUGCUGAGGGACGCCGGUAUCGAUGUGGACGCCAUCAUGGACUUCAUCCGCAAUCUCUUCGGCUGGGCUGACUCCGGCUCCUUGAAACUGAAGCCAAUCCGAGGUGCAAAGAUGAUCCAACGUUUCCCAGCAAAAAAAUCCAGCCGCAACCUCCAAGAUGACCUGAACGACUUCCUGGCCCUCAUCCCCGUCGACGAAAUCGUCAACAUCGUCCUCAACUACGUCGCCAACGACGCUGAGGUGCAGGCCGCCCUCCAGUACCUCAUGUCUGACGAGUUCGAGAGCAUCGUCGUCUACGUCGACCAGCAGCCCGAGCUGUACGAUCUGCUCAACUUCCUCGAGGACUCAGGCCUUGACCCCUACGGCUUCCUCAACAUGAUCCACGACUUCCUGGGCAUACCUCAGAUUUCGAAACCCGCCAGCCGAAUGAGGAGGAGCAGCAGGAGCCUCAAGUCCAUGCUCGAUGAGAUCCUCGCCAUCCUCCCAGUCGACGAGCUGAAGGCUCUCUACAACGAGAAGCUGGAGACCAGCCCUGACUUUGCUGAACUCAUCAACAGGCUCAGCUCGGACGAGUUCCACCAACUGGUGUUGCGCGUUUUGGAGCUGGACGCUGUGCAGGACUUGAUCCAGAUGCUGAGGGACGCCGGUAUCGAUGUGGACGCCAUCAUGGACUUCAUUCGCAAUCUCUUCGGCUGGGCUCAGUGAGGGCGUGUUGCACCAUUCUAGAUGCAUCCUCAUAAGUAAAUCAUAAUAUCUGCUUUGAAGCCGUGGACUCAAAGAACUUCUAAAAAUAAAUAAAUUAUCUGAAAGUAAA